AUGAAGGUCCAGAUCGCGGUGACGAGACGGGGCGUCGAGAGGGAAUUCCCUGGUGACAGCGCAGCCAGAGGGUGGCACUCCGGACGCCAUGGCCGCCAGAGAAACUCUCCCUCAGCACCCGAAACCGGCAAGCGCAGUUCCAGUUCAGGUCUCAUCAAGAAGUGGGCAGGCGCAGACCACCACCAGCAGCAGCAGCAGAAGAAGAAGGAGGAGAAGAAGAAGAAAAGAGAGCAGGAAGCCCCACCAGACAGAAGAGAAAGAGCCAAGGAGCCAAAGAAGGCACCUUCCCGCCCACAUACAAACUUGGCGCUCCCCCCCGGGGCAGGCAGGACCCUCUCGCAGGCAGUCUCGACCCCCCAAUCCCUUGCACACAUUUUAAGUAGGCACGGACAUGCAUUACAUUCCAAUUAA
Messenger RNA from Coccidioides immitis RS, 411 nucleotides. RefSeq lists its product as uncharacterized. The coding region runs from base 1 to 411 and encodes 136 amino acids. The record is from RefSeq and is a predicted model, not a curated record. The transcript is spliced from 2 exons. NCBI's taxonomy places the organism in Eukaryota, Fungi, Ascomycota, Eurotiomycetes, Onygenales, Onygenaceae.